Messenger RNA from Penicillium manginii, 987 nucleotides. RefSeq lists its product as uncharacterized. The record is from RefSeq and is a predicted model, not a curated record. NCBI's taxonomy places the organism in Eukaryota, Fungi, Ascomycota, Eurotiomycetes, Eurotiales, Aspergillaceae. The coding region runs from base 1 to 987 and encodes 328 amino acids. The transcript has a single exon.
AUGUCUAUAGCAACGAAGGCCAAGAAGGCCGCGGAUCUGUUCGAGCAAUGGCGAGAAAGAUCUCUACUCUUGUCCACAGAGUUGGAGUACGCUGAAAACCAACUUUUCCGGUUCAAUCUGUGGACAUCCAACAACUAUAUCUUCGAAUCCCCUCGUGCAUCGAUGGAUUGGAGGUUGCGAAAUGCUCCUUUGCUACAGUCGGCCAUGAAUGACCUCUUGGAAGAUCUCAUUUUGAACCUGAUCGGUCAGUCUAUAUCACCUUUCACGCAGUCAUUUAUGCUCAUAAACUCCCAAGAAUCGCAAAAUACACCUCGCCAAACCGAAGAGCUCUUGACCGGAAAUCCAACCGCAGCGCCAAACGUCGAAGACACGCUCGACCAGCUAUUCCGUUUUUCUCGAGCCGUUCGUCGCUCGGGCAUGCUUCACCGACUUGUGAAGAUUGCGAAUCAUACUGAAUAUGGGCCUGAUGGGGUAAAUCUCACCUCGAAGUUUCAUAUGGCGACUAGCAGAAUCAUUGAUCACUACUUGAAAGGAUGCAAUGCUAGUCAGGAGCUUCGUGAGCGCUUGGUGGACACUAUAUGCCUACGGCAAAGAAAUUUCUCAUACCUCAAAUCCCAGAAAAAAACACGUUCCGUGCCAAUGCAAGUCUCUGAACAACUGCCAUCUGGCGCAAGAUCCACCUUCGCACCCAGCUUCAGUGUCAUGACGCCCGUGACAAGGACAGGGCACAAAGAGAAAUCUAUCCAAUUUAAACCCCGUCUAGAUCUGCGGCGCUCAUUGUUGACGGCGACAACAGCACAAAUUGAUCAUGUCCCACUGGAUCGCUCAAUUCAGUCGUCAAUAGCUGCUCCACAGCCCGAUGUUUCAGAUGAAGACCCGGAGCUUCCACGGCCGCCUGUUGUCCCCUUUGGUCGCAAAGAGUGGGAGUGUCCUUACUGCUUAGUGGUUUGUCCCGUCAAAGAAUUUCGACCCGAAAACUGGAGGUAA